AGAAGUUGAGCUUGUUGGCUUGUUUGCUGAUGACUGUCGCGGUGGACAGCGCACUGUUAGCCCCGGUUUUCAGGUGAUGUUCUGUUCGUUUGUAAGGUGAACGUGAUUGUUACGACCGGUUAUUAUUGUGAUUUGAAUUUUUUACCGGUCAGUUUUCACUUAACCCAUCGGGCACAUUCAAGAUUGCGAUGAACGUUUUUAUUCCGUUAAUUCUUCUAUGGACAGGAAGCCAAUCCGUGGCUCAAAUUAACCUGGGAAACGGAGGCCAGUUUGGAAGUUUUUUUACUCCCGAUAAUGAUUUGGAUGACUACUGUUAUCGACAGGAUGAAGAACCUUACAUAUAUUUUGGAACCAAAACUUCCUAUGACAGUCUAACUAGAAGAGCUGGUCAGCAACAUAUCGUGCCUGGAUGUCAACCAGUACAGUUUUGGUCUAUUAACCGACAUGGAACGAGGUUGCCAAAAGUGAAGAAGAUUCAAAAGCUAAGAAAGCUUCAAGAUGUAAAGGAUGAAAUCGUAAAGAAUUAUGAAGAUAGAAAGUCCUAUCCGGUUAUAGGAAAGUUAUGUUUUGAUGAUUACAAUUUGCUACGAAGAUGGCGCUGGAAUGACACUAUUACUGAAGACAAAGCCGCUGCUUUGACUCAACAAGGAAUCAACGAGCUGAAACUAUUAGCAAGAAGAUACAAAACCAAAUUUCCUCAACUUUUAAAUCAGCCGUAUAAUGAACAAAACUAUUAUUUUCAAUAUACUCAAACUGAUCGAACACAUGACAGCUACCAGGCUUAUAUCGAAGGGCUGUUUGACCGAGACUUUUUCAAGGUUCACGCAAACACCUAUGGAAAUGAUAUGCUAUUAAAAGCAUACAGAAAUUGCAAGGAAUGGCAUGAAAAAAGCGACAAAAAUCCCGAAACUAGUCAAGAAUAUCGGGCGUUCUUGGAAUCGGAAGAUUAUCAAAAAAUGGCGCGACAAGUUCUCAGAAGAUUGGGAUUCAGAUCCGAACUGAACGUUUCCGUUAUUCAAGAUAUUUAUGACAUGUGCCGUUUCAACAAAGCAUGGCAAGUAGAUCAACCAUCAGCCUGGUGUGUGGCUUUCACGAAAAGUCAACUAAAACUGCUUGAAUAUGGGGAAGAUUUGAAAGAAUACUACAAUACUGGCUAUGGGAAUCCGUUGAUUCAAAAUAUUGGUUGCGGUGCUGUCCAGGACAUGUACAGGAAAUUUGAGAAAACCGUGCAAGGAUUUUCUGAUGGCAAUAAAGUAACCGCUCUAUUUACUCAUGCUGCUACAAUGCAGGCUGUUUACUCAACAUUGGGAAUAGCGAAGGAUUACGAACCCUUAAAGUCAGACAACUACAGAAAGCAGCAAAGGAGAAUGUGGAGAACAUCACUAAUAAAUCCUUUCGCAGCUAAUUUAGUCGCAGUGCUUUAUCAGUGUCAGAACGGUAAUCAGCAGGGCAACAGCUUCAAAGUAAUGUUUUUCCUGAAUGAAAUCCCCAUAGAAGAAUUCCUUGGCUGUUCUGUAGGUCUUUGCGAUUGGGCCACGGUGGAAAAGAAUUUCCAACAGGUGGUGGAAAAUUGCAACGUUCAAGCUUUUUGUGAUGGAGAAAGUUCGGCCAGUAGCCAAAUUGGCUCUGCUUUAUUAAGCUUCUUUGCAGUGUUAAUGGCGGCCUUUAGACAACAUUAUUGGUGAAUGAAAACAUAAGUAGUAAAAAAAUAGUGACAAAUUGAUAUCGCAGUUAAUAUUAACGAGACUGUUAUUUCAAACAACAUCUUCACUUUUAAAUGUUAGAGGAAAUUUUUGUACGAUUACUUGCAUUUAGUAAUUGGAUCUGAUGCGAAACCAAAGUUAGAUUAUAAAAGUAACAGUUGAUGUAAAUUUUAAAAAAUAUGUUUUUAUAAUUUUGCUCGUGAGUUGCACUUAGAUAAGUUAGUGAUAACUGACGUGACAUUGUUUUAUGACUGCUCCUAAGUAUUCAUAAAUGGCACGUAGAAACUAUGAAUUAAUUGAAUAGCUUUACUUUUUCUACAUUUUAUAAUUUUAAUUAAAAUUUCUUGCCUUCAGCUUGCAAAUAUUUUCAUUUUUCUUAGGGGAUGUUUAUAAUUCACAACUAAAUGUAUAUUUAUUUCAGAUGUGGAAAUCAGAUUUGUCUAAAAGAUAGUCCUUAAUGUGAACAUGACAUUGAAUGUUUUUAUCUAAAUUAUAAUAUGUUUACCAUAUCGAUAAAAUGCUGACGAAACUCUUUAUGUACAUAUAGACGCACUUGCAAUAUGUGCUUUCUUUAAUAUUUACAUUGACAAAUUAUGAUCAAAGUAGAUUUAUGAGAUGCGGGGAUAAUAAAUGUUAAAAAUCAGUUUUGCAGUAUUAGCCAAUAAAUAGCGAUUAAAAUGGUAACGUAUAAUGAUGGUUACAAUAAGAGUUCUAGACUAUAAUAAGUAGUAAUAUUUGUUGUCUUAUUUAACAGUAGUACAAAUAUACAUGUGCAUGUUUAAAUAAAGUUGUUUUAGCAAAAAAGGUUUUUUUAUGCAAAAUA
This is a messenger RNA of Dendroctonus ponderosae (mountain pine beetle), 2526 nucleotides long. RefSeq names its product multiple inositol polyphosphate phosphatase 1 (gene Mipp1). The transcript has 9 exons. NCBI's taxonomy places the organism in Eukaryota, Metazoa, Arthropoda, Insecta, Coleoptera, Curculionidae. The record is from RefSeq and is a predicted model, not a curated record. Gene Ontology annotation, molecular function: acid phosphatase activity; inositol phosphate phosphatase activity. Bases 189 to 1685 code for a protein of 498 amino acids.